AUGCAAAUUAGAGCCGUGAAUGGUAGAUUUGGCGGCGCAUCGCAUGAUUCGCACAUAUGGAACUUGUCCGGUGAGCGCGAAUAUUUAAAAACUGCUUAUGAAAACGGUGACUCUGGCCAACGAUUUCUUGGCGACUCAGGAUAUCCGUUGGAACCAUGGCUCCUUACUCCAUACAGGAAUUCUGCGGAGGAUUCAGACGAACAUUUUUUUAAUCAAAAACAUUCAAAGGGAAGGUCGUUAAUUGAGAGAGUUUUUGGCGUUUUGAAAGGCCGAUUUCGUUGCCUUCUAGCUUCAAGGGAGUUGCACUAUGCUCCAGAAAAGGUUAUGCAAAUACUAAAUGUUUGUUGUGCUCUGCAUAAUAUAAUAUUAUAUAUGUAUAAUGUUCAAAGUUCAUCCUCCCAGUUUAGAAAUCGAACCGGAACAAGUGAACAUGGUAAAUAUAAAAAAUCUGAGUUUUGGAAAUAUAGCUAGACGUG
This is a messenger RNA of Anastrepha ludens (Mexican fruit fly), 476 nucleotides long. Its product is annotated as putative nuclease HARBI1. The transcript has 2 exons. Lineage: Eukaryota; Metazoa; Arthropoda; Insecta; Diptera; Tephritidae. The record is from RefSeq and is a predicted model, not a curated record. The coding region runs from base 1 to 471 and encodes 156 amino acids.